GAUCUUCAUCAUCUGGGCCAUCAGCAGCUGGUUCCGCCGGGGUCCAGCCCCCCAGGAGCAGAGCAGCCCGGGGGGGGCACCAAGAGCUCCCAGCAGGAACCUCUUCCCCAAGGACACUUUGAUGGAUCUCUACGUGUACAUCUCGGAGCACGAGCACUUCACGGAUUUCAACCUCAGCUCUGCCCUGUUCUGGGAGAAGAGGGACCUGGUCUAUGGAGACUGGACCAGUGGGGACAACUCUGAUGGCUGCUACGAGCACUACGGGGAGGUGGACAUCUCCCAGAGUGUCCAGCAGAACGGGUCCAUCUACAUCCAUGUCUACUUCACCAAGAGUGGUUUCCACCCUGACCCCAGGCAGAAGAACCUCUACAGGCGCUUGGCCACGGUCCACACGUCCAGAAUGAUCAACAAAUACAAACGCCGACGGUUCCAGAAGACCAAGAACCUCCUGACAGGGGAAACUGAGGCAGAUCCUGAGAUGAUCAAGAGGGCAGAAGAUUAUGGACCCGUGGAGGUCAUUUCCCACUGGCACCCCAACCUGACCAUCAACAUGGUGGAUGACCACACACCCUGGGUCAAGGGCAGUGUCCCACCCCCCCUGGACCAGUACGUCAAGUUUGAUGCCAUCAGUGGUGACUACUUCCCCAUCCUCUACUUCAACGACUACUGGAACCUCCAGAAGGACUAUUUCCCCAUCAACGAGACCCUCCAGCGCCUGCCCUUCCGUCUGUCCUUCUGCCCCUUGUCCCUCUGGAGGUGGCAGCUCUACGCAGCCCAGAGCACCAGGUCCCCCUGGAACUUCCUUGGAGAAGACCUGUACGAGCAGUCGGACGAGGAGCAGGACUCGGUCAAGGUUGCCCUCCUGGAGACCAACCCCUACCUGCUGGCCCUGACCAUCGUGGUCUCCAUCGUGCACAGCAUCUUCGAGUUCCUGGCCUUCAAGAACGACAUCCAGUUCUGGAACAGUCGCCAGUCCCUGGAAGGUCUUUCUGUCCGUUCUGUCUUCUUUGGGGUCUUCCAAUCCUUGGUGGUUCUUCUCUACAUCUUGGACAACGAGACCAACUUCGUGGUUCAAGUCAGUGUCUUCAUUGGGCUCCUCAUCGACCUCUGGAAGAUCACCAAGGUCAUGGAUGUCCGG
Messenger RNA from Chaetura pelagica (chimney swift), 1138 nucleotides. It is a transcript of the gene CLPTM1, whose product is annotated as cleft lip and palate associated transmembrane protein 1. Gene Ontology annotation, cellular component: membrane; endomembrane system. NCBI's taxonomy places the organism in Eukaryota, Metazoa, Chordata, Aves, Apodiformes, Apodidae. The transcript has 8 exons. The annotation marks the transcript as partial. The record is from RefSeq and is a predicted model, not a curated record.